Danio aesculapii is the source of this 3860-nucleotide messenger RNA. It is a transcript of the gene heatr6, whose product is annotated as HEAT repeat containing 6. Lineage: Eukaryota; Metazoa; Chordata; Actinopteri; Cypriniformes; Danionidae. Gene Ontology annotation, molecular function: GTP binding; GTPase activity. The record is from RefSeq and is a predicted model, not a curated record.
CACAGCUCAUAGUGAAGUCACAUCCUCCUCCAUAUAAACAAAAAACACACUAGUUUAUUCCACCUAGCAAUACACACUACAGUUCCUCAUUCACCGAAUACAGCCAACAUCUGUCAGACUUGUAACCUUUUUUCCAUGUUAACGGGAAAACAUGGCUCGGAAAUUCUCCAGCUCAGCUGUAUUUAGUGAUGUUGAAAGCUAAGCUGCUUUUCUGUCGUUUAAGGGCGAAAAUACAUCAAAUCACUAAUUAUUUUAUUUUUAUGUUUUAUUUGUAUGCUUUUGUCAUCAGUACGAAGUGUCUAGUAAUAACCGCUUAUGCAUUUAUACAUCAAGUAGUCUCCAAUUUUAGUAGCUUUUGUGCCACAUGAGUGUGGUUUGCUAACUGGAACAUUAGCCACCCAGUUAUAACAUUGGUCUGUCAGGAAAGUCAUUCUGGAAAGUUCCAUCAACAGAUAUAGUGUUUUUCUGUAGUUUUUUUUUUGCACAAACACAUAUCAUCAUGACUGCCAUGCGAGUGGACGCUAAGGUUGUCAUGCUUGGCAAAGAGAGCGUUGGUAAAACCAGUCUGGUGGAGAGAUACGUACAUCGACGCUUUCUUGUGGGACCCUACCAAAAUACUAUAGGGGCUGCAUUUGUUGCAAAAGCCCUCAAUGUUGGUGAGAAGGUGAUUACACUGGGAAUAUGGGACACCGCUGGGUCUGAACGUUAUGAAGCAAUGAGCAGAAUUUACUACAGAGGAGCUCGUGCUGCCAUUGUCUGUUAUGGUAUGUCCGUCAUGCAGUUCACUGUCAUUUCACUGUUACCUCUGUUUCAGUUAUUGCAGAGUGCCCUGAAGGGGAUGCAGUAUUUUCUCAAUGGGGGAAAAUGGAAGGCCGUUCCGAACCAGGAUCUGGGCGCUUUAUUGGCUGUGCUCAAAAGAUUCAUGUUCUACGGUUUGCCAGGAAUUAGUGUGGAAAUGCCGCAGGUGUUGUAUCCCGCUCCUCUCCCUCAGUAUGAGACCAUUCCUGCUGCAAAACCUGCUGCUCAAGACUCACCUGCACAGAAAAAGACUGCUGCUUCUCAACAGAAGAAGCGAAAGUCUCGAGGGAAAGGGAAAAAAGCUGGAGGUGAUGGCAAGUGUGAUGGGGAAGAUGGAGAAGCUGAUGAAGUGUCUGCUCCUGGUGGAGGAGAUCAGAGCUGUUGGUCUCAUGGCCCUCAGUCCUCCAGGUUAACUUCACCAUCAGCGGCGACUCCGCAGCUUUACCCGUCCUGGAAGAAAUACAGCUCGGACUCAGAGUUCUCUGAUCCAGAGGGAGGAAUGCAGUCUAAACUCAGGUUGUAUCAAGCUCGUGUGCGUCAGAGUUCACUUCAGUGUUUCCUGGCUGUUGUCAAGUGUGUAGAGAAGCGAAUCCUCUAUGGUUACUGGUCUUCGUUUGUUCCCGACGCUCCUGGGAUUGGAGGUCCUCCUCCUCUCACCCUUCUCACCAUCGCUCUAAAAGACCCAUCGCCAAAGGUGCGGGCAGGCUCUCUGCAGGUUUUGUCUGCUCUUCUGGAAGGCUCUCGUCAGUUCCUGUCCACAGCUGAGGACACUGGUGCACCCCGUCAAGCCUUCACCCCCUUCUCAGCAACAUUAGCUGCUAGCAUCAGAGAGCUGCACCGUGGCCUGCUGCUAGCACUCGUAGCAGAAUCCUCCUGCCAGACCCUCACACAGGUCUUAAAGUGCCUUGCCCACCUAGUAUCCAAUGUGCCCUAUAAUCGUCUCAGGCCAGGCCUGCUGAGCCCACUGUGGAAACAAAUCCGUCCAUAUGUCCGACACAGAGAUGUGAAUGUCCGUGUGUCCAGUCUCACCCUCUUCGGUGCGUUAGUCUCAACACAAGCGCCUCUUCCAGAGGUUCAGCUCCUCCUCCAGCAGCCCAGCUCCACGUCCAGCUUGGGCUCCGGCAUCAGCACACCGCAGGAGUCUUCUCUUAGCUGGAGACAGCCUGCACGAAGAGAUGAAGAGGCCUCUUCUCCUGCAGCAGCGGAGGGUCCGGAGGGGCCUUGCUGGCUCCUACAGCUGUGUGUAAGUCUGGUCACUCAGCCUCGUGAGGAGCCGUACUCUGACAGUGAUGCUGGAGGGUCUAACGGAGCACCGCUCGAACCCUCACCUGUCCGACUUGAAGCUCUGCAGGUUUUGGCUCACCUAGUGAAGGGCUACUUCUCAUUGGCUCAGGCGUCUCUGUUGGAGUUGGGGCAACUCAGUGCUCGCUGUCUCACAGAGCAAGACCCGUCUGUGCAGCUUCAUGGAGCUAAACUUCUAGAAGAACUGGGAACUGGGAUUAUCCACCAGUACAGAGCGGAUGCCAACACUCCACAAAGUGCCAAACGUGUGCCAGUGAGCCAGGUGGUUCAGUUCUGGUCAGAGGUUUUGGGUGGUCCACUGAUCAGUGCCUUACAGAACGAGCAUCAUCCCACCCUUCAGACCAGCGCGUGCGACACCCUCUCCUCCAUCCUGCCACAGGCCUUCAGUCAGCUGCCCGAUAAGACUCAGGUGCUGUGCAUUACGAUCCUACUCGGACUGACGUACAGUGAGAACUCUCUGGUGAAGGCAGCAGCAGUCAGAGCUCUGGGUGUCUAUAUAUUGUUCCCCUGCCUGAGAGAGGAUGUGAUGUUUGUGGCGGACACUGCUAAUGCUAUCCUCACUGCUCUGGAUGACCGUUCACCCAACGUUCGGGCAAAAGCAGCCUGGUCUCUGGGAAACCUCACAGACACACUCAUCGUCAACAUGCAAUCUGUGGGUUUGGAGUUUCAGGAGGAUUUUUCUGAUAUGCUGCUGCUGAACAUGCUCAGAUCUGCCACUAAAGCCUCAGCGGAUAAAGACAGGGUGAAGAGCAAUGCUGUGCGAGCGCUGGGGAAUCUGCUUCACUUCCUGCAGCCGGGCCACCUUGGAAAACCAGUGUUUGAGCAGCCUCUGCUGGAGGCCAUGAGGGCUCUGAUAGACACGGUCAGAGGAGACGCCACCAUGAAAGUGCGCUGGAACGCCUGCUACGCGCUGGGCAAUGCCUUUAGAAACCAGCACUUGCCUCUGGGUUCUGCUGUGUGGUCUACAGAGGCUUUCUCUGCCCUGUCCAGCGUCGUGACUUCCUGCAAGAACUUCAAGGUGCGCAUCAAAUCUGCUGCUGCUCUUUCUGUUCCUGUGACACGAGAGUGUUACGGAGACGCUCAGCAGUUCUCAGAGGUUUGGAGGUCUUUAGCUCAGGCUCUGGAACACAGUGAAGAAACGGAGGACUUCCUGGAAUACCGAUACUGUGCCAGCCUACGCUCUCAGCUGUGCCGCGCUCUCCUGCACCUGCUGUCCCUGUGCCAGCCUGAUGACCUUCCAGCACUCAGGUCUUCAGUGAUUGGUCAGUCCAGGCCAGUGCUGCAGGCUCUACUGAUUGGCCACCUCAGGGAUGAGCGUUUGGUUCCGUCUGUUGGAGCUGAUGGAGAAGAGACUCUGGAUCACAGCACACAUGAAGAUGGAUGGACACUGCUCACAGACACACUGACCAGACUGAAGGGGCUGCUGGGAGAGCCCGUAAUGGACAGCAAUGAGGAUCUGGAGUCUGUGCUGAGUUUCCUUCAGGAUGUGGUGAUGAAAUGUGUGGUGAUGAAGGAAGCGGAGAGUAAAGAUUCCUGUCUUGUGCUCAGCAAAUCCUGAAAAUCAAAGUGCAUUUAUAAAGAUGGCAACACUGCCUUUUUAGAUUUUAUUCCAAAUGUAUAUAAUGAAUUAUAACCCUAUUUGUGGGUAUUGCAUAUUGAGUUAUACCUCAACACAAAUUUCUAUUGAGUCAUUUGACAAAUAAAAACUUGCUUACAGUACAUGAAUAAAAAUUAAUAUUAAAAUGUUUUUUUUUAUUGUA